AUGCCACGGCGAAUGACUGUUGGAUCCGGCGCGCGGGACAUGCGCCGCAGCAAGCGCUGCACAAAGUCCGAGGCGAAGAAGGAGGCCCACGAGCUGGCAGACAAGUAUGGCAGGGACAAGUGCGCCACGUACAAGGAGCUCGCAGACAUGUUCCCCAUGGACGACGAGCAGGAUGGUGAGCCUGACAUCUUCGAUUUGUAUGACAACGUCAAGGAGGACGCAGACGAGGAAGACGCUGCUGAGGCGUCGACCUCGCAGGACGCUGGCCAAGCGUCUGGUGAAGAUGCUGCAGAGACGUCCACGUCCUCGUCCCAGGGCGGCGCCUCCAAGCCCAAGAAGACCAAGGGCAAGAAGGUCAAGUGGCCAAAGCUCCAGGACAAGGUCGAGAAGGAGCGUCAAGCCAUCAUGGAGGAAGCAAAGCGCCUUGGCGACAGCCGCACGGAGCCCGAUCCCCGCCACAUCAUCAUCAUCUACAACCCAGUCUCAGGCAACGG
This is a messenger RNA of Salpingoeca rosetta, 494 nucleotides long. RefSeq lists its product as uncharacterized. The transcript has 3 exons. Lineage: Eukaryota; Choanoflagellata; Craspedida; Salpingoecidae. The record is from RefSeq and is a predicted model, not a curated record. The annotation marks the transcript as partial.